AUGCCUCCCAAGAAGCAGCCCGAGAAAUCCGGGUCCACAGGAUCCAAACCGGCAGAGAAGAAACCUGCAACUGCCAAAACCCCAGCAGCUGCUCCUAAAGCUGCUACAACCUCAAGUAGUGCACCUAAAACCACAACUGCAAAGACACCUGCUCCAGCACCUAAGGCUGCAGCACCAAAAUCUGCUCCAGCAGCAGCUAAGCCAGCUCCAGCUAAGGCUGCUACAGCACCGGCAAAGCCAGCUGAGAAAAAAUCUACUCCAACUCCUACGGCUAAGCCUGGCUCUGCUAAAGCUGCUGCACUCAAAGCCAAGUCUAGUGCGAAACCUUCUGUAAAGAAAGCUGCAGCAGCUGCUGCUAAGCCUACUAAGCCCAAACCGCCGGCUGCUAAGUUAAAGAUUGCACCUAAACCUAAGAAGACUGGCAUUAAGGGACAGAAAAAACAAGUUGUAAAGCCAGUAGCCAAGGCACUUAAAGCUCAACGAAAAGUUGUUAAGGGAGAACAUGGAAAACGUGUACGCAAAAUUCGCACGUCAGUGCAUUUCCGUAGGCCCAAGACCUUUGAACCCCCAAGACAUCCUAAAUACCCUAGGAAAUCAUUACCAAAAAGGAACCGCAUGGAUGCCUACAACAUCAUAAAGUAUCCAUUAACAUCUGAAGCAGCAAUGAAGAAGAUAGAAGACAAUAAUACUUUGGUAUUUAUUGUUCACACCAGUUCAAACAAACACCACAUAAAGGCUGCAGUCAAGAAACUGUAUGACAUCAAUGUUGCUAAAGUUAAUACCCUGAUCAGACCCGAUGGCAAGAAGAAGGCGUAUGUGCGACUGGCCAGGGAUUACGACGCAUUAGAUGUGGCCAAUAAGAUUGGAAUCAUAUAA
Molecule: messenger RNA, 876 nt
Organism: Parnassius mnemosyne (clouded apollo)
Lineage: Eukaryota; Metazoa; Arthropoda; Insecta; Lepidoptera; Papilionidae
Source: the annotation of a GenBank genome assembly